Messenger RNA from Pogona vitticeps (central bearded dragon), 1708 nucleotides. The record is from RefSeq and is a predicted model, not a curated record. Lineage: Eukaryota; Metazoa; Chordata; Lepidosauria; Squamata; Agamidae.
UUUGCAGGGUUAGCCAUUCUGCUGCAGCUGCAGCUUGGCUCUGCCUACAAACUUGUGUGUUAUUUCACCAACUGGUCCCAAUACAGACCAGAACCAGCCCGAUACUUUCCAAACAACAUUGAUCCAAAUCUUUGCACUCAUUUGGUCUAUGCCUUUGCCACCAUGAAUUCAAAUAAGAUUGCACCUUAUGAAUGGAAUGAUGAAGACAGACUCUUCCCGGAGUUUCAAGCACUUAAGAAAAGCAACCCCAAACUUGUCACACUGCUAGCAAUUGGAGGCUGGAAUUUUGGCACUCAGAAGUUUACUGAAAUGGUUCGCUCUGAGGCCAAUCGUAAAAUCUUCAUUGAUUCAGUGAUAGAGUACCUCCAUAAGUUUGGGUUUGAUGGAAUCGAUCUGGACUUUGAAUACCCUGGAUCCAGGGGCAGCCCUCCUGAAGACAAGGAGCGCUUCACUGUCCUGAUAAAGGAAAUGCUGACUGCUUUUGAAAACAGCAAAGUCGAUGGGCAGAGGCUCUUGGUCACAGCAGCAGUGUCUGCAGGCAAAGGAACCAUUGAUGCAGGAUACGAAAUUGCUAAGAUAGGAACACUUCUGGAUUACAUCAGUGUAAUGACAUAUGACUUCCAUGGAGGCUGGGAUACAUGCACAGGACACAACAGCCCUUUGUAUGUGGGAUCCACGGAUCAGGGUGAUAUGAGAUAUUUCAACUGUGAUUUUGCCAUGAAAUACUGGAGAGACAAUGGUGUUCCGGCAGAGAAGCUUAUAAUGGGAUUCCCUACCUAUGGACGGACCUUCAGGCUUACUACCUCAGACACAGGUGUUUGUGCACCUGUCUCUGGAGCUGGUUCAGCAGGACCUUACACCCGUGAGGCUGGCUUCUGGGCCUAUUAUGAGAUCUGCACAUUUAUACAGACAGCCACAGUAAAAUGGAUCGAUGACCAGAAAGUUCCAUAUGCCUACAAGGGAAAUGAAUGGAUUGGAUAUGACAAUAUUGCCAGCUACCACUGCAAAGUCGGGUUUCUGAAGGAGAACAAUUUUGGAGGUGCAAUGGUUUGGGCCAUUGAUCUGGAUGAUUUUCUGGGCACUUUCUGUAAUGAAGGAAAAUAUCCUUUAAUAUCGGAACUGAAAAGACUUCUCGAAUCAAAUGAUCCCAUAACUUGUGAUGGAGUUAUUAUAACAACACCUCCACCAGAAACUACUACUACAACUAUUGGAACUCCAACUACUCCUCCAGAUGAUGAUACAACAACAACAACAACAACUGUGCACCCACCAUCACCACCGACUGGUGAAUUUUGUGCAAACCAAGCAGAUGGUAUCCAUGCUGACCCAGAAGAUAAAACCAAGUUCUACAUAUGUGUUAACAACCAGACAUUCAGCUUUAGCUGCGCAGCUGGACUAGUUUUUGAUGACAGUUGCAAGUGCUGCAACUACCCUUAAAUAUUAGUAGAUGGUACCCAAAUAGAAGAAGGUGGUUAAAAUUGCGGUGCAGCAUGCCCUGCGGCAGGCCUUUCCAACUAGUGCCCAAGCCUACGUUUUCCCUCUUCUCUCCCCAUAUGUUUUUCCACAUGUGCUAUUUCUUUUGGAUUGGAAGGCUGAGAGCAGGGCUUGUUCUAGUACUGAUAUUUGAAAGCUACUCCAAGCAUCUUGUCUAUGCAUGGUAAAAAUGUUAUAAAGAAAGAAUCCAAUUAAAAUCCAACAGGCAUGGCUA